AUGGGGCCGAUGGUGUUGCUGGGGCUGCUGCUGUGCACGCAGCUGCGUGGGGGUAAGUGCCGGGCGGCUGGGAUCGGGGCCGGGCUCGGCAGCCUCGGUGCCGCAGGCUCCGGGGAGCUGCGUCUGGUGGGCGGCGGCGAGCGCUGUGCCGGGCGUGUGGAGGUGAAGCACGGCGGUGAGUGGGGCUCCGUGUGCACCUUCGACUUCGACUUCGAAGACCGAUGGGCCACGGUGGUGUGCCGGCAGCUGGGCUGCGGCCGGGUGGCCAAGGCGUCGCCGUACGCCCCGUUCGGGCAGGGCAGCGGGCGGAUAUGGCUGCAUCCCUUCUUCUGCCGCGGCACCGAGGAUGCGCUGCAGGAGUGUCCACACUUCGGAUGGGGAGAGCACUUCUGCGGCCACGAGCGGGACGUGGGGGUGAUCUGCACAGAUGGCGUGGAGCUGAGGCUGGCGGGCGGCGGCAGUCCCUGUGCCGGAAGGGUGGAAGUGAAGCUGCAUGGCCGCUGGGGCUCGGUGGGAGACGACAUCUGGGACAUGGAGGAUGCCGAGGUGGUUUGCCAGCAGCUGGGCUGUGGCUCGGCUGCCGGCGCCUACUUCGUCCUCGACCGCUUCGACCCAGGGGACGGGCCAGUCAACGUGGCCAUGGUGGACUGCAAGGGCUUCGAGGCCACGCUCUGGGACUGCGAGAUCCGUGGCUGGGGACCCUAUAACAUCAGCUUCCGUGACUUCGACACUGCCGUGGUCUGCACAGGUUUUUCCCGGCUGGUCGGAGGUGACGGGGCCUGCGCCGGGCAGCUGGAGGUGCGGCAGGGCGGGGCCUGGCUUGGUGUCUGCGAGGAUCAGGUGGACGUGAAGGCGGCGCAGGUGGUGUGCAGGGAGCUGGGCUGCGGGCCGGUGCUCUCCGUCCCCGGCAGCGGCCGCUUUGGGGCGGCAUCGGGGUCGCUGUGGGACGGAGGCUUCCAGUGCCAUGGCACCGAGCCCCUCCUCAGCGCCUGUGCCCGGCGUCCGCCUCGCGGCCGGGGCUGCAGCGGCCCUGGCAGCGUCAUCUGCUCCCCCUACACGGGCUUCCGGCUGGAGAACGGCAGCUCGGCGUGCUCCGGCCGGGUGGAGGUGGCGCUCAGGGGGACGUGGGGCUCCGUGUGCGCCAGCGAGUGGGACCUGCCCGAUGCCCACGUCCUGUGUCGCCACCUGGGCUGCGGGAGCGCCCUCGGCGUGUCCCCGGGAGGCUCCUUCGGCAGCGGGGAGGGACCGCUGCGGCCGGACGCCUUCGGCUGCAGCGGGAGCGAGCGGCACCCGGGCGAGUGCCCCGUGACCGUGCUGGGGAAGCCGCCCUGUGCCCCCGGCAACGCCGCCGCCGUCAAAUGCUCAGGCGUUGUCGAGUCGCUGCGGCUGGUGGAGGGCGAGACCCGGUGCGAUGGGUGGCUGGAGGUGGCCACAAAGACCGGGGCCAUACGCCGUGUGCCGGGAGACCUGUUGCUUCUACGGAAUUUCAGCAAGGUGUGCUGGGAGCUGGGCUGUGGAGAACUGGACGAGAGCAACGCUGUCCCCGGUAAUGUUACCCUGGGGGGCAUCGACGCGACGGAGAGGGCCAUCAUGGAAAGCGUGAUCAUAACCAUCCUGGGGAAGACCACUGCGCUGACCGAGUGGCCUGAUGAGCUGCCCAGUUACUUAUUUCAGGACCAGGUAUCAACUUAUUUCUUACAGUGGCUGACCACUGCACCUGCUGGCGUCCCUCACGGCACAUACCUUUUCUGCUCAGGCAGCCGCCGGGUGAGGCUGGUGGGGAGCUCCGGGCGCUGUGCCGGGCUCGUGGAGGUCUAUUGGGGCGGCGGCUGGAGCAGCGUGUGCCAGGAAGGCUGGGACGUGCGGGACGCUGCCGUUGUGUGCCGUGAGCUGGGCUGUGGCACGGCCCUGGAGGCCGCGAGCUCGGCGCGCUUCGGUGCCGGCACGGGCCCGCUGUGGCCGUACGCGCCCGAGUGCUCCGGGAGCGAGGAGUCUCUGUGGCAAUGCGGGCGCUCGGAACGGCGCGAGUGCGGGCGCGGCGGCGGGGCAGGGGCCGUGUGCUCAGGUGAGCGGCGGGCAGCCCCGCAGAGGCCGGCGCGGGCCCCGGGGGGGGGUUGCCGGCCGUGCCGUGACCCCGCCGGUCCCGUUGCAGAGCAGGUCUCGGUGCGGCUGGCAGGCGGCCGCGGGCGCUGCCGGGGCUUCCUGGAGGUGUCCUACAACGGCACCCGGGGCCGCGUGUGCGCCAACGGCACCGGCCCCGGCACCGCCGGCACCGUCUGCCGCCAGCUGGGCUGCGGGGACCGGGGCUGGCUGUCGGCCGUCGCCGGCCCGCAGCCGUCCCGUGCCUGGCUGGCCUGGGUGGGCUGCGAGGACGGGAGCCGCUCGCUCUGGGGGUGCCCCUCGGCAGCCUGGCACCUGCAGAGCUGCGGCGCUGGCGGGGACGCCCACGUGGCUUGCGAGGAGGACAGCGACGGCACCGCUGAGACAAACGCCACCUCAUAUCCAGAGGGUGCCACCAGCGCAGGUAGCUGUGCCCGUGCCUGCAUGGCCCACGGCAGGCUGCCUGGGAUCCCCCUCCCCUUGCCUGGCUGUGUAGCCACAGGUGUCCCCAGCAGAAGCACCCUGGCAGUGGCCAUGGAGACUGUGCCUGUGCCAACCAUCGUGUACGCGGUGCUGGGGACGUUGCUGUGCCUGACCCUGGGUGUCCUGGCCGUGCUGCUGUGCCGUGCCCGUGCCCGUGCCCAGCAGCGAGGUGCUGGCAGAGCUGCGGAUGCCAUCUCCAACGCUGUCUACGAGGAGCUGGAUUACAGCGCCAUGCCGGAGCACCUGGAGGUGCCCAGUCGCCCAGGUUCCCUGACGAAGGGAUCGGUGCAGAAGCUGCCGUAUUACACCGGGGACAGCGUGGAGGGCAGUGAGAGCGAGGCAGCCCCAGGUGGGAUGCACUCCCCUCCAAUUCCCCCAGGAGCCUCCAGGGAGCCCUCAGAAGAGCCACCGGGGCACACGGACUAUGAUGAUGUGGGCAGCAGCGCAUCGGGGACGUUGCCAUGA
Molecule: messenger RNA, 3048 nt
Organism: Pseudopodoces humilis (Tibetan ground-tit)
Lineage: Eukaryota; Metazoa; Chordata; Aves; Passeriformes; Paridae
Source: RefSeq, a predicted model, not a curated record